AUGUAGUGAAAUGACUUCUGGAAUAUGUCAGCGUCUCUUGGCCAAUCCCGACAGUGUCUACAGUACUGUCACUACAACCAACACUGCUUGCGUAUGUGUAGAGCAUGAGUUAAUGCACCAAAAAACAGUGCCUGGCACAAAGCAAAUGCUCUGUUUGCUCUUAUUUUCCUUAGUUUAUAGUUCACAGAAUGCUUUCACGUGUAGUAUUCCAUUUAAUCCUUACAACAAGCUGUGAGGAAAGGAUGGUAUAAUUACACCCGUCGUAUAGCUGAGGAAUUGAGGCUCAGGCUGGUGAAGUGACUUAGGCAGCGCCUCACAGCUGGUUAGUGUUUGGUGCUUUGACCAGAACACACACCCUUGGAGGGAGAAGGUGGCUUUUCCUCUAUGUUGAACUCCUGCUGUACCUUCCUCCAGGAUUACAGGGACCGGACGUCAAACAUGACCAGGAAGAUCUUCACCAACACCAGGGAGCGGUGGAGGCAGCAGAAUGUCAACAGUGCCUUUGCCAAGCUGAGGAAGCUCAUCCCCACUCACCCUCCAGACAAAAAGCUAAGCAAAAAUGAAACACUUCGCCUGGCAAUGAGAUAUAUCAACUUCCUGGUCAAGGUUUUAGGGGAGCAAACCCUGCAGCAAACGGGAGUGGCUGCUCAGGGAAACAUUCUGGGACUCUUCCCCCAAGGAUCCCACCUGCCGGACAGGACUCUCCUUGGUGACUACCAGGUUCCUUCACUUGACCCAAGCCCCAACGUUGUGUAAUGGGGCUCUGGCCGUAAUCACCCAGGGCAGCACUUGCUCAGAAGCCACUGGCCGUCGACAGCCUUUUGCAUGUUCUGGUAUCAACUUGAUGAAUAAUUUGUGAGGCAUGAAUUUAAGUUCCACAGGAGGAGGCUCAGGGACAGCUGAGCCGGAAAGGGGCCAUGAGGCUUUGGAGUCUGCCACCAGCCCGGGGCCUUUCAGGCAGAGCAACCCACCUCUAUUUUAUUUAUCCAGGAUCUGCAUAAGAUGUUGUUUGUGGGGGGAAAAAAAAAGAAAAAAGAAGGAGAAAAACAUAAGUUAAAAACAGGUUUGAAAACCAACGCUUUACUCAAUUUGUUUUCAAUUACAAGGAAGGAGUUUUCUCAUAACAGAUCUCAGAUGGAUGAGUAGAAAAUGCUUCCCUCGAAAUGUAUUUUAAAGUUUGUUUUGAAAAAUGAGAUAUAUGUGAUGGAGGGUGAAUGAAAUAAGGUUGAUGAAUGUGAAGACAACCCUCAUGGAAACCAACAUGAACUCCCUGCCGAAGUUCAGGGAAAAGACCCUCCUGACCUGUGAGGAUUACAGGAACAUGGCCAAUACAUGUGGAAGAGCUCUGUAUCCCUUAUCCCCGUGGAAAUACGAAGUGUUGCCUGUGUUGAGCCAUUUAUAUAUGUGUUAUCUCUAAAGCCAAAAGGUGGAUUAUAUCUGUGAGAGGAAAGGACUUGAUAAUUUAUGAAGUAGAGUUCAUAGUUUUCUUAUGAAAAACAGCUGAACUAGGUUAUCUAAACCCUUAGUUGCACAUGUCAGACAUUAAAACUUUUCAUUCAGCCUGAGUUUCUGCUAUUUAAGACCUGUAAAAUUCAAAUAUAAUUAUGAAAAUCCAAAUAUUACCAUUUAACGACUCAUUUGACAGCUUAGUUUAAACAAAAGAUCUAGAGUAGACAAUAGGAAUGUAAUACCAGACUUUAAUGAAUUAAUGAAUUUGUAAUUUGUCUUCCUUGCUAUGGAGCAUUAGCUCAAUCCUAUGCUGGGAGGGGUUGUACCCACUAGUCAAUGAAACAGUGUGGAUCUGGCAAAAGUACUCACAACCAUGUGCCACCCUGAUGAUUGGAUUCAAAGAUGGAUUCAAAGAUGAAUCCCAUAGCUGAGCCCAGAAUACAAAUAAUAGCAUUUGAUGGUCUCUGGGACAUUUGAUUUCCCUAAAGUUCUUGACAUAGCCUUGGUUUUAAAACCUUCUGAACCACAGGUAGGAAAUUGAUGGAUUUGCAAUUAUGGAUUUUCAGUGUGUACACAACAGAGGAAUUUAAAUUUCCUGCUACUCUAGAAAGAAGAUAUUGACUUAUGGAAGGUUGAAGCGAGCUUCUUUGGUUUGGUGAUCAGAAAAAAGCUCAAUGAGGCUUCCUCAGAUUCUUAUUCCCCCCAGAUAGCAAGGUCAUAAUGUCAUUGACAUCUAUACAGCAUUUACACUCGUAGCCCAGUGCAUUUCUCCAAACAAUAUUUUCCUUCUAGGUCCUUUAAACUGCAUUCUGUACACUUCCUAUGGGUCCAGAAUAGUCCAGGGAAACACAUACACACCAAUUCUAGGAGCCUUCCUCUGAAUGUGCAUUUCUUUCUAUGAGGUGAUGUGGACUUAAAUUUGUCCCCAAACUAACUGAUAGUACAGCUCAAAGCUUUGAUGACAGUUGUCAAUCAAACACUACUUACUCUCUCAUCUGGCAUUAAAUCAAAAUAACACUUUUGACAGCGUUUUUAAAAUUAGCUUCAUAUUAACAUGUUGCUGAGGAAGGCACAGAGGACCUCUUUGCCUGAAUGCAGGAUUUUGCUGCUCUCCUCAGAAUGAAUGCCCCCUUUUCUGCUAUUGGAGCCACGUCUGUGUGUACAGGGGGCUUUUCCACUGACGUGUAAGAGGGUGCUUCUGAAAAGUCGUGAGGAGAUUGAGUUAUCACUAAACUAUAUGAGGGGGAUAAUGACUUAAAGAAACUGCAGGAGAUUCCAUUGAUAAAUGAAUAAACAGUUAAAAUACUACUUGAUCUAAUUCACCUCUUAUUUUGUGAGCUUAGGUUUUGGUAUAUCAGGUUGUGUUGGGUUAAAGUGACUGUCAAAAGGAAUUGUAGGUACACAUAGACCAAAACCUUUAGCAAGGUAUCCAUGAGACUGGAAGCUAAUUAAAAAGUUACUCUGUAGUCUUCCUUGGUGUCUUAUAGUCAAGGCUUGGUAAUUGCAGUAGUAAGAAUAUAUGGUUAAAAUACAUUAGAGCUCACCGAUGGCAUAUCUCUUUAUGGAUCAUUUGAACCAAACAGAAAAGUUUAGACAGAUUAUGCCAUUUAUGCUACUCUGUUACUUGAAAAAAAUGUUCAGUCUCCUGUGGGCACUGGAAACUUCUGGAAACCAGGUCACUGAUUUAUAUAGAUCAUUAGAUUGGCUAGUUUUACUCCUCAAUUUACAGAGGAGAAAACAGGACCAGAGUGUUCUGAAGUGGCCUUCGGAGGUCCCAUGGACAGUUAGUGCUUGAUUUCCUGACUCUGUGUCCAACCUUUCUACAGCCCUGUUCACCCUCUAAGUAUUUUAGGAUUGAAAAUGGAUAAGCACCUUAUUGCUAUGCUCUUUUCAACAGCAUUCGGUAAUCUUCAUAUACCUUUUAAUUGAAAUUGAAUUAAUGUGCUUUAUAGAAUGUGAUUAGAUGUAUUAACCAAAGAUUUUUUUUUUGUUAACGU
This is a messenger RNA of Nyctereutes procyonoides (raccoon dog), 3446 nucleotides long. It is a transcript of the gene TAL2, whose product is annotated as TAL bHLH transcription factor 2. Bases 385 to 756 code for a protein of 123 amino acids. Gene Ontology annotation, molecular function: DNA-binding transcription factor activity, RNA polymerase II-specific; protein dimerization activity; RNA polymerase II cis-regulatory region sequence-specific DNA binding. Gene Ontology annotation, biological process: regulation of transcription by RNA polymerase II. The transcript has 2 exons. NCBI's taxonomy places the organism in Eukaryota, Metazoa, Chordata, Mammalia, Carnivora, Canidae. The record is from RefSeq and is a predicted model, not a curated record.